AUGACUUCACAAGGCGAUUUUGAUUCAUCGCCAGCCCCAAACAAAUCCAAUGCAAGCGUACAAAAUGACACGCUUUCAUCCUCCUCCUAUCACAUCAAAGUAUUCACGCGACGUGAUCUGCUCUCCCAGCCUUUUCUACCGGACCUUCGGACAGUCAUCAACGCCAGUUACCGUGGCCAUGAUAUAGACCCCAUAGGCAAAGUCGGCGAUCGAGUUCAACACGACAACCAAGUUGCCGACGAAAUCGGUACCAAUGGCUUCACAGCUGUUGCAUUUGAUUUGAAUGAAAUUGUCGGCACUGCAAGUGUCAAGGAUUGGGUGUCUGAUGCUGAUGGUCUCGUUUGGAAACCAGACGGCUACUUUGCUACAAAGAGCAUUGACGAGGCUUGUUCUAUGCAAAAUAUCGGAUCUAAUACCAUUGAUACUAUCUCAGAUCCUGCCAGUUGUGAUGGGGAUUUUGAAAUCUUCAUGGUUGCUGUGAAGCCGGGCGAUAAAUAUAGGAAAAAGGGGAUCGCAGAGAGACUUGUGAAGGCGUGUGAGCAGGAACUUCAGAAAAGGUUUACGCCAAAUCUUGCGCAGCUUGCCGAAACAUCUUAUUUCCGAAUCAUGAUCAAGGUUGUCAGGGAGAUUAAUGGAGAAUAUUGGUUGAAGAAAGGGUUUCAAAUCAAGGGUGAAUGUUGCUGCCCUGCUUUUACGUGGGACCUGGAAAAGCCUUUCAUUCUUUGGGCUAUGAAGAAACACUUGUUUAUCGAUAGAGCAGCACAAUAA
Penicillium soppii is the source of this 768-nucleotide messenger RNA. RefSeq lists its product as uncharacterized. NCBI's taxonomy places the organism in Eukaryota, Fungi, Ascomycota, Eurotiomycetes, Eurotiales, Aspergillaceae. The transcript has a single exon. The coding region runs from base 1 to 768 and encodes 255 amino acids. The record is from RefSeq and is a predicted model, not a curated record.